CUAGAGCUUGAUGCAAACAAAGAAACCAAUAAAGAGCCACAAUGGAAGUGAAAUCUGAAAGCAACAUGGAAAAAGAUGGUGGUUUAGGGUGGGGAAAAUCCAUACAAGUGCCAAGUGUGCAAGAGAUGGUGAAGAAUGACUCUCACACUGUUCCUCUCAGAUACACAAGGGACCUCAAAGACAGACCAGUUUUAGACGAGCUUUCUUUAACUUCUUUUGAAAUUCCAGUCAUAGAUUUCUCCUUGCUGGCCAAAAGAGACCCACAUGAACUAAAGAAGCUCGCUUCUGCCUGCAAGGAGUGGGAUUUCUUCCAGGACACCCUGAUCAAUUUUUUUGUUUUUUUUGGGGGACCUUUAAGGUUCUUUCAUUACUCAUGAAAUUAUUUGUGUAGAUGAUAGAUCAUGGGGUGAGAGAAGAGUUGAUACAGAAGAUGAAGGGUGCAGUGGCAGAAUUCUUUGAUCUGGAAAUGGAGGAAAAGCAGAAACACUCAAUGGCAGAAAAUGAAAUUCAAGUGUAUGGGCACGCCUUUGUGUUCUCAGAAGAUCAGAAAUUGGAUUGGGCCGACCUCAUGUUUCUCAUGAGUCAUGACCCACCCUCCUCAAUAUAAAAACCUUAAAUACCGGCCAAUGGCAGUACCAGGUUUCAAGUAUGGAGACAGUGGAAGAGUACUCCAGAGAAAUAUGCAGGAUGUGUGAAGAGAUAUUUGGGAAUUUAUCAGUGUUGAUGGGAAUGAAAGAGGAACGUCUCAAUGAGUUGCACCAAGAUAUCAAACUAGCAAUGCGUAUGAACUGUUACCCACCAUACCCCACACCUGACCUUGUUCUUGGGAUCAGUCCUCACUCUGACGGUGGCAGCAUAACCAUUCUUCUGCAAGAUGAUCACAUCACUGCUCUUCAGAUUAAUCACCAGGGCCAUUGGAUUCCUGUCAAGCCUCUUCCUGGUGUUUUUGUUGUCGACUUCGGUGAUACUCUUGAGGUUUGGAGCAAUGGGAGGCACAAGAGUGAUCAGCACAGAGCAGUGACAAGUGAAAGCAGAGCAAGAAUUUCAAUAGCAAUGUUUGUGGCUCCACAUGAUGAAGCAGAAAUGGGUCCAUUAGAGCCAAUGCUGCGUGAUGCUCCUGCCAUGUACAGAAGCAUCAAGUGCAUCGACUAUGCUAGGCACCACAUGGGCAGGAAACUCGAUGGCAAAGCCCUUGAUUUUCUCAAGCUCCAACCCGACCAAUAAUGCCGAUUUUCUUUUCGAAUUAGAGGUCAAACACUAACGGCAUGAAGUUGCAAGCAGAAUUAAACCCGCGACUUUCCACUUAUAAAGGAGUUUACAUGCUAUUAGACCAUAAGGCCAUAAUGCUAAAAUUUAGAACAGGGCCAAGUCAAAGUUCUUAUGUUAUGCCUCUUCUUUCAAGAUCUUUCGUCAGUGAAUAAUAAGUGACUUAACUAUUCUCUUGAUG
Messenger RNA from Prosopis cineraria, 1447 nucleotides. RefSeq names its product probable 2-oxoglutarate/Fe(II)-dependent dioxygenase. The coding region runs from base 649 to 1224 and encodes 191 amino acids. The transcript has 3 exons. NCBI's taxonomy places the organism in Eukaryota, Viridiplantae, Streptophyta, Magnoliopsida, Fabales, Fabaceae. The record is from RefSeq and is a predicted model, not a curated record.